AUGAGUGGGUCGCCAUCGAUUUCGUCGCUGCCGCUGUCGCUGGCAGCUCGUGAUGAAGUCGUUAUCGAUGAGGGAGUUGGCAUCGUGGUGCGCGUCCGCCCUCUCUCCACAAAAGAGCGGGCAGAUGCCAGGGUGCAUAACUGCAUUCAGUGCUUGCCGGACUGCGUCAUAAUUGGCGGCAGCCCCCCCACACGGGCAUCAAGGCGUGCGGGCGCGGCAGUUCCAACCUCGCAGCCGACACGUGCCACAGCUCGCCCAUACCAGUUCUCCGUCGAUCACGUGUUCAACACGCACGCCUCGCAAAUUGAGGUGUACGAGCAGUCGUGCAAGCGCAUCGUAGAGGGAGUCUUCCACGGCAUCAACGGCUCCAUCCUCGCCUACGGCGCAACCGGCUCUGGCAAGACGCACACCAUGUUUGGCAGCACGAUGAGUGCUGCUGGUAUUGUGUACCAGGCCGUCCAGGACAUCUUUGCCGAGAAGGAGCGGCUGGAGGAAGAGGAGGGCAAGCGGGUGCGCAUCAAGUGCAGCUUCCUCGAGAUCUACAAUGAGGAUGUGUACGAUCUGCUCGCCAAGCCGACUGGAGAGAACGGCGGCAGCGCGAAAUCUUUGGCGAACGGUGGCACUGGCGCCUCAGGCCGAGAGUCGAAGCGAGUCCCUCUUCAGGUGCGCGAGGCAUGCGGCGCCACGGCGUCCGCAUCUGCCGGCUUUGACGCAUGUGAAAGCGACACUAACAGCAACGGCGGGCUGCACAUUCAUGGGCUCACGCAUAUCUUCCCCGAGACGCUCGAGGACUUCGCCCGGAGUAUCGAGUACGGCCACGCACAGCGGUUUGUGGCCGCCACCGGGGCCAAUGCGCAGUCCAGUCGCUCACACGCGAUCAUCACUGUCGAGAUAGAGGUGCGUGAUGGCAACACCUGCGCCACCAUCGGCGGCUGCGGCUUUGCAUCUUCAAUGACGGAGGAAGGCGAUGCGUCAGAGACAAACAUGGAGCUCUCGCCAUCGAAGAGAGCAGCAAAGAAGAAAAAGAAGCCGCCGGGGUCAACGGUCACCAUCGCGAAGAUUCAAUUCGCGGAUCUGGCGGGCUCUGAGCGAGCCGCCGCGACAAGCAAUACCGGCCUGCGUCUUCGCGAGGGCGGCAACAUCAACCGCUCCCUGCUAGCCCUCGGUGCUGUCGUGCAGAGCCUGGCACAGCAGAAGGUGCGGCGGCGGCAGACAGGCGGAAAGGGUGGAGGCAAAAUGUUUAUUCCUUACCGUGGGUCCAAGCUGACGCGGGUGCUACGCUCCAGCAUCGGCGGCAACUGCCGCACGCAGAUCCUCUUCUGCCUGAACCCGAGCACAAAGCACACGGAGGAGGCAGUGAACACAUUGAAGUUUGCGAUGAACGCCAGGGAGGUUCAGGUGGAGGCGUACCGCAACGAGUUUGCCAUCAACUCAAGUCAACUAGCGAAGACACAGGAGGCGCUUAUCGAGGAGCUGCGAGAGGAGCUCACUCGCGCGCAAUCCGCCCUUGCUGCGUACACCGGCGAUGUCGGUGGCGACGACUCCUACAACAGCAGUGGCGGCGAAGGGAGCCAGUCGCGACUUGCUAACACGGUGCUGGCCACCGAGGGCGGUGCCAGCAGCAACGGAAGCCCUUUGAUGACUCCAACCACUCAACAGGGGUCGCUGCCAACGACGUUGGACAGCCCUAUUGUUCCCCUCAGCAGUGGCGAUCGCGACCGCAGUAGUCCGGCGCCUACACCGGCAGUGCCAGCCGUGCCCCCGUGUCCUAACAGGAACGCGCAGCGAGGCACCAUCACACCAUCUGCGGCGACCGCAGAUGAUGGAGCCUCAUCGCUGUCCAUGAACGCAUCCCACACACCCAUGCCAGUCAGUGGCGCUGACAUGCCGCGAGGUAGCAGCGUGCCACACUCGUCCCUCAACUGCCGCACCGCUCGACCGUCUGUCUUCGCCGAAAACACUCCGCUUUUCUCUGAGCUGGAGGCAAAGCUGAAAAACUUCUCUGCGCAGAAGGAAAGCCUUUACCACGAGGUGCGCGAGGCGCAGGAACGCCAGCGUGAUAGGGAGACGCAGCUGCGAGAGCAGAAGUGGCGACUUGCCACCUUUCUCGUCAGCAACGCCUCCGGCAACCAAGCACGCGAGGGGGUGGACGGCAACUGCACCACCGCCGUUGGCGUCGCCGGCCUGCGCAAGAUGAUUGCGGCCCUGGAGGCGGAGCAGGCACAGCAAGCAGACGAGCUGAAAGUGUUGACAAAGCGGCUCGAUGACGCAGAUCGGCAGUUCGCUGCCACACGGCAGGACCUGCUACGCGAGCGACAGGGCACCUCACUUGAGCUACUGUUGGACAAUGCCCGUCUGCGCCAAGGCUGCACGGAGGCCGAGUGCCUGGCCGCGCAUUACCAUCAGGAGUGCCGCUCGCUGCUCAACCGUCAGGCCGAAUACGCUGAAGCGCUAAGCAAGUGUGUUGAGGCCAUUCAGUGCCUUUGCCCGUACCUUGCUCAGCUUACUUCCCUCACAUCCUCACUGCACAGCAGUGUCAAUGGCAACGCCAUCGCGGCUGCGGUCAAGAGGGCGAAUGUGGCUCUCUUGUAUGCGCUGCUGCCCACCACGUCUACUGCGCAGAUGAUGGCUGUGUUUGAGUUCACGCUGCGCUUGACUAUGCAAUCGCCGCUGCUGUCGCCAGCGUUGCUAUCGGUUUCGGCGCUCUCACACUCACCUUCGCAGACGCCUUCCUUUGCGCACCCGCCGCUGGCACCAAGUCCGACGAACCGGUCCGGGGGCGGUGGCAGCAGCAGCAGCAGUCCACUGCGCGGUGGCGGCUCUUCAGGUACUCGUAGCUCGAAUCACCUCGCGUCGCACUUUCGCGACCUGAUGGCCACCGCCGAGUCGAUGCAUCUCACCAGCAGCAGCGAGCAGGAGACGAGCGACAAAACGGAGGGGGUCCGCACGCGUCACGGCCAUCUGGUCCUGCCGACGGCUGACAGCAGUAGUAGUCCAGAGCGGUGUCCUUCCAUACAGCAGGCGAGCAAGGGUGAUGGGUUCCGUGGCCGGGCUCCCGCAGCCGGUACCAGCGGUCCCUCCAAGGCGUUCAGGCGCACGGGUAGCUCCACAGGCUUGACGCGGGGCACAGUGUCGCCGCCAGCUGGAGGCCAGAAGAGGCGCUCCGGCCCGGGACCAGACAAGACGUCAUUGAGUGGAUUGACCGGCGAACACGUGCUUCGUAGCACCAACGGAGUAGCAGGAGGUGCAGCCCCCAAAAAGAAUUUGGGUGGUGGUGCACCAAGCGCGCACGAGCUUCAGCGGUCCGUCACCGCCCCGCUCCAGUUCGGUUCAGUGGUGUCGCACUCCACUAAAGCAGCUCGUAAACCGAAGGCCGUUGGGGACUCGGGCUCCGCCACUUCAUCACUGGCGCGACGCCACGCAGGUACGCAGCGGGUUGCCCUGCAUCGGGGACCCCAACGGACGCCCGACGGCAAUCCCGGUGGUGGGGACGCCGACGCGGCUUCCCCCUGCGCCUUUGUGCGCAGCAACACCGCGUCUGCAUUGCGGGCUAACGCAUCCGCCCUGCACUCUGCAGGCUACAACCUUAGAGGGCGGCCGAACCAUCGCAGCGGCGUGAGUUCGUCACCGCCGAAGCCUACGCAGGCGUCUGCGGAGGCGACAGGGCACAACGGCAGUAGUCGGAGCAUGCCGAGCAGAAACGGUCCAGCCAAGAAGAAGCAGAACAGUGGCAGCAGAACUUCAGGUGGCAGGCUCACUACCAGCACGUCAUCGUCUUACCCCGACGUAGACGGCGGCCAACCACGCGCACCGCCGCAUCAGGAGAGGCGGUGCAGCGGCGAUGGUGUGGAGUCGCACCUGCUCACUUCCGCAUCGCCGUCAGCAUCAAAGUUACGUCGUUCCAAUACGAAGACAGACAAACUUACCCGAUUCCAGGCGACAACUGCUGCUGGCAGUCCCUCUCGUAUGGCCAGGACAGCAGGGGCCUCGGUGCAGCGCCGGCUGGAUUGUGCUGAGGCCACUGCGGAGAGCCUCACUGCCGCAGUUAUCCCGUCCCGCAUCUUGUCCUCCAGCAGCGAUAGCAUCAGCCAGAGCGUGAGCUGCGAGUCAGGUUCCUCGGGCUACAAUAGAUCGCUAGAUGGCCAAAUUGCCACCUCUGGAGCGGGUACCAACGGAAAGAAAAAGGCCGCCAAUGGCGCACUCAGUAGCCCUGACAGCACCCCACAGUUGACGAUGGCGCGCCUGCUGGAGUGCGCGGCAGCGACGGCAGUGCCUGCGCUACCGCAGUACGGUGCCGGCUGCUCUCCAAAUACACACAGUAGUGACUGUGCCAACAAGGAGAACGGCCAACAACUGUUUCAGUUGCGCACCCGCACUUCCUUCACGGAUGACCUCAUGGUAAGUAUCAGCACGUGCCUCUCCGAUGCGCUAUCACCAACCAGUCGAGGGCAAGUAUCCUCAAGCUACUGCUAA
Leishmania braziliensis MHOM/BR/75/M2904 is the source of this 4473-nucleotide messenger RNA. RefSeq names its product putative kinesin. The coding region runs from base 1 to 4473 and encodes 1490 amino acids. The record is from RefSeq and is a predicted model, not a curated record. NCBI's taxonomy places the organism in Eukaryota, Euglenozoa, Kinetoplastea, Trypanosomatida, Trypanosomatidae. The transcript has a single exon. Gene Ontology annotation, molecular function: ATP binding; microtubule binding; microtubule motor activity. Gene Ontology annotation, biological process: microtubule-based movement; mitotic spindle organization.